Messenger RNA from Cetraspora pellucida, 834 nucleotides. NCBI's taxonomy places the organism in Eukaryota, Fungi, Glomeromycota, Glomeromycetes, Diversisporales, Gigasporaceae. The record is from the annotation of a GenBank genome assembly.
AUGAAUAAUAUAGAAGAGUGGCUUCAGUCAAUAGGAAUUAUGCCAAAGCUUAUGGCUAUUAUGCAUGAUAAUGCUGUCUCUAAUAUUAAAUUCAUACAAGAUCUUUCUAAUUCUCUAGAGCAGUUGGGUCUUUAUUUUGAUUAUAGACAACAAUCUAUAAGAUGUUUCAUAUAUAUUUUAAACCUCGCCAUUCAUAGUUUAUUAAGCAUUGCAGGAAAUGAACUGAAUAAAUUACAAGAAUUAAUUAGAAGCAUUCAGGAAUCACGUUUGCAUCGUAAAAAAUUAAAGACUACUUGCUUCAUACAUAAUAUAAAAGUAAUAAAGCCAAUUCUUGACAUUGUUACCCACUGGAAUUCUAUACUUGAAAUGUCAAAAAUUGAGCUUCUUGUUGAGGUCUUACAAUCAUUUAAGGAUGCAACAACAUUUAUGUCAGCAUCAGAAUAUUCAACCUUAAUGAUAACUGUUCCUUUUUAUUAUAUAUUGAUUGGGGUGCUUGAAAAUGCUAAAAGAAAAGUUAAUACACCAUUUUGGCUUAUUCAAGGUACAUUGCAUGAAACUACAACACAUUCUACAAUAAUGUCGCAGAUAUAUCAGUCAGUAUGUAUGGAUCAUCAGAAUAAAUUAGAUACCUACUUAAUGAUGCUAUGCAUAGAUUCAAAUAUUGAUAUGAAUUAUCCUACUCUUUCAAAAUUCGCAAGAGACUGUCUUCCAAUCCCAGGAACAAGCAUUCCUAGUGAACAGGCAUUUAGUAUUAGUAGUGAUAUGAUCGCUAAUAAACGAAACCAAUUGAAUGAAAAAAUAGUGCGAUCAGCUAUGUGUCUUAGAUUAUGGUAG